Messenger RNA from Nilaparvata lugens (brown planthopper), 3407 nucleotides. It is a transcript of the gene SMC6, whose product is annotated as structural maintenance of chromosomes protein 6. The coding region runs from base 138 to 3206 and encodes 1022 amino acids. The record is from RefSeq and is a predicted model, not a curated record. Gene Ontology annotation, molecular function: damaged DNA binding; single-stranded DNA binding. The transcript has 20 exons. Lineage: Eukaryota; Metazoa; Arthropoda; Insecta; Hemiptera; Delphacidae. Gene Ontology annotation, cellular component: nucleus; Smc5-Smc6 complex; site of double-strand break. Gene Ontology annotation, biological process: double-strand break repair via homologous recombination.
AAUUUGAUUUGACAUUGGAUCGUGUUCGUGAAUAGAGACUGGGUAUUAAUUUAAGAGGUGGCUGUGGCUUUGGCAAUUCGCGAUUUGAUUUCUUGAGUUGUAUCCCAGUUCUCGUUUAUACGUGUUCCCAGAUAAACAUGUUGAAUAAGAUCGUAGUUAAAAAUUUUAUGUGCCACGAUCAUUUUGAAAUCGUUCUGAAUCCAAGAGUGAAUUUCAUAACAGGACAGAAUGGUAGUGGCAAAAGCGCCAUUGUUGCCGCCCUAAUGGUGGGCUUUGGCCAGAGGGCAACUGUCACCAAUCGUGCCCUGUCUGUCAAAGAUUUCAUAAAAAAAGGCAGGCACUCUGCUGUAACAGAGAUCACGCUCUGCAACGAUCCUGACAAUGGUUUCAAAUAUGAAGAAUACGGCUCAGAAAUCACAAUUGUUAGAAGAAUAACAUAUACCUGUUCAAACUACUUGCUGAGAGACAGCCAAGGAAAAAACCAUCCUUGCAAUGCCAAGCUUUUGAACUCGUUGAUGCUGCAUUUCAGCAUUCAACCCAAUAAUCCACUGUGCAUCCUCAGCCAAGACGUGGCAAGAACGUUCCUUCAGAAGUUCGACCCAAAAUCAUUGUACAAUUUAUAUAGUCAAGCAACUCUCUCGAAAACUAUCAAUGAGUCUUUCGCUGACAGCAAGGAUACUCAUCGGAAAGCACAGUUACAUUUAGCUCAGAAAAGAGAGCAACUCGAAAAGCUGAAAGCAGAAGUUGAGGAAGCUGAAAAAAAGAAAAAAAUCGUGGAAAGAUACGUGUUUCUGAAAGAAAGGAUACAAGAAGUUAAGAAUGAGGUCAUUUGGGCGAAAAUAUCAUAUAUGGAAGAAACUAUUGAAAAGAAGCAUAAAGUGCAAGCUGAUCUUGAUGCUGAAAGAGAUAAAAUGUUGGACAAGAUAAAAAAUAGCAGCGAAGAAGCAUUGAUUCUAAAAUUGAGGGAACUUCAUGUUGAUCUGGAUCAGACUUCAGACAAGUUGGCGAAUGUCAAAGCUCAGAACGCAAAAGAGAAGGAUGCUCUGGUGCACAUUGAAGAAGUCAGAUCAAAUCACAAGCAAGAGUUGAAAGAGCUCGAACAACUGAUUCAAAGAAAAGACCGUGACAUAAAGGAGUUGGAAGAGGCAUCUAACAAAGUUCUAAAUGUGAAUGUACCCGAGAUUCAAAAGCAGAAGCAAGAACUCCAGGCCAUAGUGGCCAAAAUACACGAAUUGGAAGCUGUGAGGAAAACGUCUGAAGUGCAUUUGAGUCAGUUGAGAGAUACUUACGAAAACAACGCGCCAGAAAUAGAAAGAAUAACCCGUGAAAUUGAAAAAGUGAAGAAUAAAAUAAGUGAAAGUAAAGCUCAAAUUGAUCUUUUAAAACAAGGAAAGAGCUUGGCAUUGUAUGGCCGAUGGAUGCCAACUUUUGUUGAAGAAAUCAACAGAGCAGCUAAAAUGGGUCGUUUCUCGAAGAAGCCCAAAGGCCCUUUAGGUACCUAUUUACAAGUUGUAGAUCCCCACUGGGCUCCUGUUAUUGAGAACCAACUAAGAAGGCAUCUUUUUCAAUUCUGCUUGAACGAUAAGGCCGAUCUGAAAGUGUUCAACGAAAUUGUCGAGAGGAUUUGUCCGCGGAUUGGCCCUGAUGCGUCGAUCAGCCAAUUCAUGCCCAAUGUCUACAAUUACUCAGAGUAUGAAGUCAAACAUCACAGGUAUUCUUCCCUAAUCAGUCAAAUCCAGUGUUCUGAUCCGGAUAUUCUCAAUUGUCUGAUUGAUGAAAUGCAGAUCGAGCGAAUUCUUCUAGUCAACGACGUAAACAGUGCUCUAAAGAUCUGCGAGCAGGAAAGCAAUGCCCCAAAAAAUCUAAAAUAUUGUUUAACUCCAGCUGCAGACACUGUUUACCCUUCACCGAAUUAUAAAUUUUAUUCGGGAAGAAUGAAAAGGAACAUGACCAAUUUAUUACAAGUCAACCAAUCACAAAAUGUCAGGAUAUUGGUUGAAACAAUCAAUUCUAAAGAGGAAGAAAAGCGCUCCUUGGAAAGCGAGAGAGAAAGGAACAUAGAUUCGACAAAGUCAGUGAAAACUGACAUUGCGGAGACGCAAUCAACAUUGGAAGGUUUGAGAAAAAAACUCAAGGACUUGAAUGGAAAAAAAAUUGAGCUCGAAAUGAAAAUAGAUUCUGAGCCCAUUAGUGUCGAUCUUUACCAAAAAGACAUUGAAAUGUCGGUCUCAGAAAAAGAGACAUCCUCUAAAAAAAGAGAACAAUUACUCCAGAAAAUGACUGAAUCUGAGUCACAAAUACAGAAAUUGAAGCAAAACUUGCAUGCUCUUGGAAAACAGGAGAGUGUGUUCUCAGCCGACAAAAAUAAUACUCUUAAACUCAUUGAUGCAACUGAAAAGGAUCUCCGUGAUAAGAAAAGAUUGGGAGACAGACUCAGGGCUCAUUAUCACUCUCUUAUCGAGAAAGAAAAAACGUUGAGAGAAAGUCUCGAAAAACUGAAGAAUAAUGUGCAAGAAAUGUGUGAAAAAGCUGAUAAGUCAGCUACUCCGAUGGAGAAUAUAAGAAAAUUGCCAGAAGUAGAGGAAGAGCUGAAGGCUAUAAAAUGUGAGCAUAUGGGACUGAGAGAAUUCUGCAAGGAAAAUACAAUCGAAGUUGCAGAGCAAGCAUUCACUGAAAAGAAGCAAUGGCUCCGUGAAUGCUCCAGAAUUAUGAAACGGUUAGAAGAAAUUGCCAAAGCAACCUCUGAAAAGCUCGAGAAAGAUUUGAAAACUAUUGAAGUUAGUGAGCAAAAACAGCUUAAAAAGGCAAAAGUCUUGUUCUCAGAAGUACUGAAAAAGCGUGAUCUCCAGGGAACGUUUAGCUUGGAUAAUAACAAACAAAUUCUCAAAAUGCACGUUGUGCGUGGAAAAGAGAAAGGAACUGGCAAGAAAGGAGAAAUAUCAUCACUCUCUGGAGGGGAGAAAUCAUUCGCCACGAUUGCUUUCAUCAUAGCUGUGUGGGAGUCAAUGACUGUUCCUUUCUUCGUUAUGGACGAAUUCGAUGUCUUUACUGACGUUAUUACCAGGAAUACUAUCUUGAAAAUGUUGCUCGAAUACGCUUCACAAAGCUCAGCUCAAUUCAUCUUCCUCACACCACAUGACCUCAGCCGAGUUGAAACAAGUCGACAAGACGUUUCAGUGCACAGGAUCAGCAGUCCGAGGGCCUGAAUCUCCUGUGAUACUGUUGCACACUUAUUGGGCUUGGAACCGUGUAUCAGGCCCCAGAUAGAUAGAUUAUAUAUAGUUUGCAAUUUAUUUAUUUAUUCAUUCAUUGUAAGGCAAUUUCUAAAUUUCUAUACCUUCAAAAAAAGUGGUUUUUGGGUAGUGGUCUGUGUGUGUGUGUGAGUUUAUGUGCGUCUGUGUACAUGA